UCUGGUGACGGUCAAAAGUCGCGACUUUCUGUAGUUUUGUCUUUAAGACGAUACCUGGCCGGAGGGUCGCCGGUGAUGUUGGGGGCAGGAGGAUUCGGGAUAGCCGCGGCGAGCAUCUCCUUGAGCGGUGUCAAGAACUGCUUUCUGCACUUGCCGCCUGGGCUGGUUUCCUACCUCCGACUGCAGCAGGAUCAAGUUGUGAAAGCAUCUUGGGGUAAUCAACCAGUAUUCUUGGGUUGGAUGGAAAUCAGACGUUAUCGUCAAACAGAAGAAAAUAUUGUUGAAAUAAAUAGACACUUGGCAGGCAAGCUUGGCAUCAAAGAUGGACAACAGAUACCUGAACAGUUGAGAAAGAAGCUACAUAUAGAAAUGCAUGCUGCUGUUAGAAUCACAUCAAUCAGUUCAGAUCCUAAAAUUCCAACCUCUCUUAGACUUCAGCCUGAACGUUCUUUAAAUAGAGAAAUAAGUGAAGAAGACAUUAAAAGUGCAUUUAAGUUGUGGCUAGAGGAUUACAUUAGGCUUCCCUUGAUCACAGCAGAAACAAGCUAUCUACAAUUGGCACUUAACUUUGGCCUGGAAGACUUUGUCCUCACUAUAGUCACUUCUGACCCUGAAGAAGAGAAAGCUAGAAAUACUUUCAUUUUGAGCCCUAGCUUGCUGCAGAAGGCAAAUAUACAAGUUUUGUUACAUCCUGUGUCUUCAGGAUUCAACAGUAGUAACUUCCAGUCUUGUUGUGAACAGCCUUUGCCAUGGUUCAAUCUAAACUACUUAGGUGGAGUGGAUAACAUUGGAUUAUCAUCUUUGAAACACAUAUCACAUAGCCUCUUGAUACAUCCUCUGUCUCAAAAACUAGCUCCUUUUUGUGCUGGACUAUGCAGUGGUGGUGUCCUAAUUACUGGAGCGAAGGGAAGCGGCAAAUCAACGUUAGCAAAGGCCAUUUGUAAGGAAGCAUUUGAUAAAUUUGAUACUCAUUUGGAAGUGAUAGAUUGUAAAGCUUUAAGAGGGAAAAGAUUAGAAAGUGUACAGAAGAAGCUGGAAGAAGCCUUCCUAGAGGCAGCAUGGAGACAGCCGUCGAUCGUUCUGUUAGAUGAUCUUGAUCAUAUAAUGGGUGUUCCCCUUGCUCCAGAACAUGAGAACAGUCCUAAAGCAGUCCAGAGCACUUGUCUUGCUCGUGUUCUGAAAGAAAUGAUAAAGGAAGUUACUUCCAUGCACAGUUUGGUUGCACAUAUUGCCACAAGUCUAUCUGAGCAGUCCCUACAUUCUUCCAUCAUUUCUACUCAAGGAAUUCAUCUAUUUCAAUGUUUUCAACAUAUUCAAGUUCCAACUCAGGGGCAAAGAUAUGAAAUCCUUGAAUCCAUAAUAAAAAACAAAUUUGACUUCAGUUUAGGGAGAUUCUGUGAUCUUGAUCUCCAUCAAAUUGCAAAGGAAACAGAAGGAUUCGUAGCUAGAGAUUUUACAGUGUUAAUUGAUCGUGCCAUCCAUUCAUGCAUUCUUAGGAGGGGAACUUGUAAAAAAGAAGAUUUGGUUCUAUCAAAUUUAGAUUUCCAAAAAGCUAUACAAGGUUUUACCCCAAUAUCCUUGAGAAACAUUAACCUGCAUAAGCCUCAGAAUUUGGGCUGGGAUAAAAUUGGCGGUCUUAAAGAAAUGCAGCAAAUACUUAGAGAUACUAUCCAGUUACCUGCAAAGUAUCCAGAAUUAUUUGCUAAUCUACCCAUACGGCAAAGAACAGGAAUCUUACUAUAUGGGGCUCCAGGAACAGGAAAAACAUUAUUAGCAGGUGUAGUUGCCCAAGAAAGUGGAAUGAAUUUUAUCAGCAUCAAGGGGCCAGAACUGCUCAGCAAAUACAUUGGAGCAAGUGAACAGGCAGUUCGUGAUGUAUUUAACAGAGCUCAAGCAGCCAAGCCGUGCAUACUUUUCUUUGAUGAAUUUGAUUCUCUUGUUCCUCGAAGAGGUCAUGAUAACACUGGUGUAACUGACCGAGUUGUUAAUCAACUGCUGACUCAGUUAGAUGGUGUAGAAGGCUUAAAAGGAGUUUAUAUACUAGCAGCCACUAGUCGUCCUGAUUUGAUUGACCCUGCUCUUUUGAGACCCGGUCGAUUGGAUAAGUGUCUAUACUGUCCGCCUCCUGAUCAGGUGUCCCGAUAUGAGAUUUUAAAAGCUCUGAGUCAUUCUCUCCCUUUGGAACAUGAUGUGGAUUUUCAGUAUUUGGCAGCAAAAACUGAGCAUUUCACUGGGGCAGAUUUAAAAGCUUUAUUAUACAAUGCCCAAUUAGAAGCAGUGCAUGCUAACUUGAACUCAACUUUGCCCCACGAGGUAGGUUCCAGCUCAGAUAGUGAUCUUAGUCUAUCUUCAAUGGUUUUCUUAAACCAAAGUAGUGGAUCAGAUGAUUCUGCCAGAGAUGGAGAAGGAGGCUUGGAGCAAUCAUUAACUUCCCUUGAGCUGUGUGACCUGCUUCCUGAGGACCCAAGAUCUAACAUCUACCGUCUUUACUUUGGCAGUUCCUAUGAAUCUGAACUUGGCAAUGGAACUGCUUCAGAAAUGAGUUCUCAGUGUUUUUCAGGAUCAAACUCCAUAAACCAUGAAUUAACCAGCAUAACUCUGAAGGAUUUAGUAUCUUCUCAGCCUCCAGCCUUAACCUUAAGAACAACUUUACAGGAAGGUUUCCAAGAAUGUAAUCAAGAACAAAUAGAACAACUCAGAGCAGAAAUCAGUGCCAUAAAAGCAAACUACAAAAGCAUGAAUGGAGAGGAAGGCACUACCUGCAUGUCAUCAAUAACCAAGAGAACUUUAAAUAUUACUCAGAUUCAUUUAAUGGCUGCUCUUGAAAAUACAAAGCCUUCCAUUAGUCAAGAAAACUGGAAGAGGUUUGCUGAGCUCUAUGAAAAUUUUCAAAAUCCAAAGAGAAAAGAAUCCAGUGGAGCAAUUGUCAAACCAGGACAAAAAGUAACAUUAGCUUAACUUCUGUUAAAGAAGUAGUAAUCAUGUUUACUAAUAAUUUUCUAGCAAAGUGUUUAUUUGCUAAAUUGUAUCUAUGAAUAGUCGAUGUUACUAUUAAUAUUGCAAAAACAUUUGUUUAUGUUAAAUUUUACCUAUCAAUAGUCUGUUACUAUUAAUAUGAUAAGGACAUUUAACUAAUUAUUUCAUGAUUAUUUUGCAUCAUUUUAAUUUUCAAGGUAUGUUUUACUGAAAACUAUAUUAAAACCUUUUGAGAUAUUACCUUUAUUUUGUAUUCACUUUUUUUUCUUGAGGGGAUUAGCAUUCUUGUUAUUUAGUCUCUUGCUCUUUCAGAAAUAAAUUCAGCAAUUUAACAACUGCCAGUCUGCUUUGAAUAACUUAUUGCUUUUAAAGAAAAGUGAAAGCUUAAUAUCAAUAUUUUAAAAAAUAUUCUAAGCAAUAGCUUUCUAAAUCAACUCACCCUAUUUUAUAGAGGGUGAGGGCAAAUGAUUGUAAUAGAAAUCUUCAUAUUCCAAUAUCUGCUGAAAAACUGAGGCAUCUAAGAGUGAGGCAUCCAACAGAACUUGCUGGCAAUUUUAUUUUUAAAAUGAAAAUAAAUUUAAUGCUCCCAUCAGGGAAUAAUUAGUAUGUAUCAAAUGUAUCAGCCUCUUUGAAUGAAAGCAGUUACACUAUGUUGGUAGCCCAGAUUAACUGGAGAAGAAAAUCUGAAGAAAACAUAUUGGAAUGAAUCGAAGCAAAGUGAUAACAUAUUCUUAAUGUAGUUUGAAAAUCUAAAGCAGGG
Messenger RNA from Pseudonaja textilis, 3736 nucleotides. Lineage: Eukaryota; Metazoa; Chordata; Lepidosauria; Squamata; Elapidae. The record is from RefSeq and is a predicted model, not a curated record.